This is a messenger RNA of Rosa chinensis, 1130 nucleotides long. RefSeq names its product trafficking protein particle complex subunit 2. Gene Ontology annotation, biological process: endoplasmic reticulum to Golgi vesicle-mediated transport. The record is from RefSeq and is a predicted model, not a curated record. Lineage: Eukaryota; Viridiplantae; Streptophyta; Magnoliopsida; Rosales; Rosaceae. The transcript is spliced from 7 exons. Gene Ontology annotation, cellular component: cytoplasm; nucleus; TRAPP complex. Bases 407 to 814 code for a protein of 135 amino acids.
CCCUGCUUUUAUUGACGUAGCUGUUCGGUAUGUGGGUGAAAAUGUGAAAUCCCUAAUGCGGUGGACUUUUGUGCGAGGUAGAGAUAGAGAUAGGUGAUAUUCAGGGAGGAUAGAGGCUGAAACAGGUGAGAGAGGGAUCUGGGUUUUGACUAGAGUGCUAUCGAAUUUUGUGAGAGGUAGAGAUAGAAGAUAGAGAGAGGUGAUAUUCAGCAAGGGUAGAGGCUGAAAGAAGUGAGAGAGGGAUCUGGGUUUUAAGCAGAGUGUGGAAAUUUCUACUUGGUAACCUAAGGGACGUGAGAGUUUAAGCCCCUGAAAAACUAGAACAGAGAAACGACGUCGUUGGUUGCUCUUCUAUUUUAUGUAGUCGGAUCGGAGGCAUCGCUAGCUCUGAAGAAGAAGAAGAGCAAUGGCAACGACGGCGUGUUUCAUUAUCGUGAGCAGAAACGACAUCCCCAUUUACGAAGCUGAAGUGGGAUCUGCGGCCAAGAGAGAAGAUGCUGCUCAGCUUCACCAGUUCAUAUUACAUGCAGCUCUGGAUAUUGUUCAGGACCUUGCUUGGACUACCAGUGCCAUGUAUUUGAAAGCAGUAGACCGCUUUAAUGAUUUGGUGGUUUCCGCCUAUGUUACAGCUGGUCAUACACGACUUAUGCUGCUUCAUGACUCCCGGAAUGAUGACGGGAUUAAGAGCUUUUUCCAAGAGGUUCAUGAGCUUUAUAUCAAGACUCUUCUUAAUCCGACCUACUUGCCUGGUUCACGAAUAACAUCAUCACAUUUUGAUACCAAAGUUCGUGCCCUUGCACGAAAGUAUCUGUAGGGCUCAUGCAUCUUGCAAGUGGACAACCUCUUGAUUUUAUUUCAGAGUGAGGUCGAAGUUUCCAAAUACAGGGUAUUCGAAAGUCUUUUCCCCAUAUUUGUCCUUCUCAGGAUUUUUCCUCAUGAUUGUCACUUGUAAACUAUUGAUGUUAUAAAGAUCUUUAGUUCCCCAUAUUUAGGGUGCUUGUGUAUUACAAACCUCUUGCGUAUUGUGUGCAUACAAAUAUCCUCACGGAUUGAUGAUUAUUCUGAAGUGGUGCUGCAUAUAUCUGUUAUAACCAAUAAGGUUAAAUGCAAGGGGAUUUAAUUGAAACUAA